Molecule: messenger RNA, 822 nt
Organism: Closterium sp. Naga37s-1
Lineage: Eukaryota; Viridiplantae; Streptophyta; Zygnematophyceae; Desmidiales; Closteriaceae
Source: the annotation of a GenBank genome assembly
AUGGCGUGGCAACGUCGUCACCGCGGGCUGGGUGCCAUUGUCACCGUCGCUUGCUUCUUAGCGACCAUCUCGCUGUGCUCAGGCGGCAUACCGUACAACGUGACGCUAGCGAGCGUGACGCUGUUCCACAAGUACAGCUGGUUCACGGCGCCCGCCGUCUACCUCUCGUGCGGCGACGGCACCGGCGGCAACCGCACGGAGCUGCCCGGGGUGAACGCGACCAUGCGGUGGUUCAACUUCACGGGCAACGAGUCGUGGCAGCCGGUGGCGAAGCUGCACAGGGAGGAGUGCACGACGUGUGGGCUGUACGAGCACGAGUGGCUGGGAGACGCCAUCUACGACACGUGGACCGUGUGUGCCGCCAACUUCAGCAGCCGGGACGAGCGAGGCAUCUUCACGCACGUCAUUCCCUCCCGCUUCCACGUCAACCUCGCGUGCUACGAGUGCAACCACGCGCAGUUCCAGCGCAGCUCGGCUUAUGGUGCCAAUGCAGCGGAGGGCGGGGCGGGGAGCAUGAGCGUGUUCCUGUGGAUGGGGCUGGCGGUGGCGGGCGCAGGGCUGAUGAUCCUGCUCAUCGCUGCCAUCGUGUAUCUCGUCACCGAGGCCGACGAGCUGCUAGAUGAGAGCGAGAAGACGCGCUUCAUUGAGAUGGCGGAGGAAGGGCAUGAGGGUGGGCAUGGAGAGGAGGGGGGUGCGGGGGGGCACGAGGGGCGGGAGGGGCGUGGUGAGGGUGGGGAGGGGUAUGAGGGCAGUGGUGGACAGGAGGGGCGUAAUGGUAGGCGCGAUCGAUACUCGGACGAAUCUGGGCCGUUGAAAGUCUGA